GAAAUAUAUAAGCAGUACCUUAGCCGCACAUUUUAGAUCUUCUCCCUGCUAUUCAGCAGAACGCGAGACAACACAAAGAACGUUAGAAGACUAACACGACGCAGUCAUGGACUCCAAAAAGAAAACACCACCACCACCAAUUGUAUUCCAGGAAUACGAGAAGCCUGCAGCCAAGUCAAACGUGAAGUAUAUCAUAGCUGCAGUGACCGUUGUGUUGAUUGUGGUUGUCACAUUAGGCGCAAUUCUUGUAACGUUGAAAUUCACAAAAGGCUUUGGUAGCGACACCAUUAAGGAAUUCGCGCUUGCAAAGAAAACCCUUGUGAAAAUAGACGUUCACAAUAACAUGACAGAGCUUGACGAUCAAGAAAAGGGCUACUCUGUGUACAAUGACUUUAGCAAGGGUUUCACAAUGCUGAAAGUUGGUCUCAACACAAGCUUUGUAUGCUACCUGAGCAAGCUCAACAAAGGGGUCCUUUCUCCAAAGGCAAUGAAGAGUUAUUUGGAACAUCAUCCUGAUGGAGAAAAAUUUACAUCACAUGGUAAAGAUGGUAAUAGGAAUCUGCCACACUAUAAGCCGGCCAAAGAGGAAAUCGAUCAUCGGGGAUUCCUAAGCGAGCAAGUCCUGGACGCCUGUGCCGGAUUUCCCAUACACUGGCUUGUCCCUGUUACUGAGGAUGUACAACAUGAUGGAAAAGAUGGCGAUGAUACUAAGGAUGAUAAUAUACGCGGAAAUGCUGGCAAUACAACCUUAUUGAGAGUGAAAAGGCAUAGCAGUAGUAGCAGUAGCAGUAAGAGCAAAAGUAAGAGCAAAUGUAAGAGCAGCAGUAGCAGUAAGAGCAGCAGCAGUAGCAGUAGUAGCAGUAAGAGUAGCAGUAAGAGCGGCAGCAGCAGUAAGAAGAGCAGUUGUGAUAGCAGCAGCAGUGAAAGUAGCGAGAGUCGUGACUAUGUCUAUGGUUAUCCUUUACCUGGUCCUGGGUGCUGUUACAGUCGUAUGAAUAGUGAAAGCACUUGCUACGAGUUUGGAGAAUUUUGUUGUGAUGAAUGCUGCAUUCCCGGAUGUGGACCUGCUCCCUGUUGCUACUCAUCAUGGUGUGACUGUUCUUUUAGAUACCCACCUGAUUUCUUUUGCCCCUCUGAGGCAGAUUGUAGAGCACCAUAUUGUUCUGAUGCUUUCUUUCCCUAGUAAGGACAAAUUAGCUACGUGUGAUGUGCGGGUUGGGGUAAAUACUUCGGUGCCUUACGUAAGAUAUCAAUUAUUCCUUCGGCAUAUAUACCCCGUAUCCAAAGUCUCCCAUUACGUAACCCUCAUACAUCAUGUAUCCCGUGUCUAUUCACGCAGACUCUUGAUGAAUAGGCUAGUUAGUAUACAAGGUGACCCAGAAUGAAUGCAACCCAUAAAUGUGCUUUCGAUGAACUUUAAGAUAUAUGCUUCAUUUUUCACCCCGUAUCCAAAACCUCCCAUUACGUAAUCCAGAUUCUUGAUGAAUAGGCUAGUUAU
This is a messenger RNA of Owenia fusiformis, 1498 nucleotides long. The record is from the annotation of a GenBank genome assembly. Lineage: Eukaryota; Metazoa; Annelida; Polychaeta; Sabellida; Oweniidae.